Messenger RNA from Perca flavescens (yellow perch), 1327 nucleotides. It is a transcript of the gene pex10, whose product is annotated as peroxisomal biogenesis factor 10. The record is from RefSeq and is a predicted model, not a curated record. Gene Ontology annotation, cellular component: peroxisomal membrane. Gene Ontology annotation, molecular function: zinc ion binding. The transcript has 6 exons. Gene Ontology annotation, biological process: protein import into peroxisome matrix. Lineage: Eukaryota; Metazoa; Chordata; Actinopteri; Perciformes; Percidae. The coding region runs from base 274 to 1251 and encodes 325 amino acids.
AUUCACGGCAUUAACUUCCUGUUUGUUUCCUGGAUUUACAUUCAACUCUAAACUGUAGCUACCAAUGGUAGCUACACUACAAAUCAUUAAUAAGGAAUACAAGACACCAUGCAGAAUAAAGGCACCGAGUGUCAUACCACGGACACCAGAUUAUGUAUUUUCUGCAGAUAAAUGACAUCUUGAAUGUUUCUAGUCUGAGCAUAUGGCCGUUUGCAGGCUACUAACCUGCUGUAAAAUUGCUGUCAGCUCUGUAUUUGUUAACUUACGAUAACCAUGCCGCUAGCUCCUGCAAACCAGUCCCAGUUGAUUCGGUCCAGUCAAAAGGACGAAUAUUAUCAAACCUUCCUGAGAAACAACGCCAACGAAGCUUUCCAAACUAUUGCUGGAUCCAAAAGAUGGCUGGACUGGAGGAAAGAGAUAGAGCUGCUGUCAGACUUCGCAUACUAUGGUUUAACAACAUUCACAGGUUACCAAACCCUGGGCGAGGAGUAUGUCAACAUCGUCCAGGUGGAUCCCACGAAUAGUCGAAUCCCCUCUCGGACCAGACGAGGCCUCUUUGUCCUGUGCCACUCCCUCUUUCCCUACCUCCUGGACAAGGUCCUGGUGUGCCUGGAGAACGAGCUGGGAUGUGAGCAGGAGGGCGGCGGGGGCGCCAGGCAGCGCCAGGCGGCGUCCUGGCCAUGGAGCCUGGAGUCCUGGCUGAGGGGGCGGACACGGAGGGCAGUGGCGCUGCUGUCGGAGCCCCAGAGGAGAGCGUGCCUGCCGGCCGUGUUUGUCCUCCAUCAGGGCCUGACCCUCCUGCACCGCCUCCACGUGGCUCUGUUCUACAUCAGCGGCUCGUUCUAUCACCUGUCCAAGAGGGCGGCCGGGAUCAGCUAUCUGCGCGUGAUGGGGCUCAACGGUGAUGACGGGACCAUCCGGAGCAGCUACAGGCUGCUGGGGGCCGUGUCCCUCCUCCAGCUACUCAUCACGGUGUGUCUGCAGCUCAACAACUUCAGGCAGAAACAGCGCGCCAGGCAGGAGUGGAAGCUCUACAGGAACCUCAGUCCUCAGCGCACACAGAGCACGGGCCCCAGGGCAGCCAGCUGUAUGCUCUGCCUGGAGGAGAGGAGACACGCCACCUCCACCCCCUGUGGACACCUCUUCUGCUGGGAGUGCAUCACCGAGUGGUGCAACACCAAGGCAGAGUGCCCCUUGUGUCGGGAGAAGUUCCAGCCUCACAGACUGGUGUACCUGAGGAACUACAGCUAGGUAGCCUGGGAAAACCCUGACAAACUUCUGGCAAAAUUGAGAUUUGCUCUGCAAGUCGGUCUGGCCCAGAGCCCGU